Messenger RNA from Cryptomeria japonica (Japanese cedar), 2896 nucleotides. Its product is annotated as pentatricopeptide repeat-containing protein At5g66631. The transcript is spliced from 2 exons. Bases 195 to 2201 code for a protein of 668 amino acids. The record is from RefSeq and is a predicted model, not a curated record. Lineage: Eukaryota; Viridiplantae; Streptophyta; Pinopsida; Cupressales; Cupressaceae. Gene Ontology annotation, molecular function: protein binding.
GGUCUCUUUCUUUAAUUUGGGUAAAAUUUAGUGGUGAGUAGGGUAUUUUUGAAUGCUUCCUAGUAUACACUGCUUGUGGUUUUUGAUCGGCUCUGUUCUUCCGGUUUUCAUGACCGUUCAGCUGGAAGGAAGGGAGCAAUAUUUAUUUUCGCCUACAAAAUUAUGCUUAUAAAUUACUGUUUCUCACAGUUUCAAUGGCCGCAAAAUUUAUGUGCAAGAGAAAACCCUUGAACAACUACAUCAACCCAUUUCACUCAUAUUCACUUAACAUCAAUAACCCUAACACCCUACAUGCCCCGCAAAUCAACAAAGCAUCCCAUUAUUUUCACAGAGCAAAACGCAUUGACAGGCUUCGGCUUUUACUUCACUACAAACCUUGGACACCCUCAUUACCAAAAGCUCUGGAGAGAAUUGAACUUGACACCUUCGUUGUAUCACAGGCCCUGCGCACUAGUAAACUAUUGCCACUCACAGCUCUAAGCUUCACCGAAUGGUUGAAAUCCAAGCCGGAGCUGUACAACAAUCAUUACACACACCACUCAAUUAUAAAAGUGCUCAGCGAUGCUGGAAAGGUGGAACAAAUGCAGAGCAUGGUCGAAGAAAUCAAAUCUGGUAAGUACAAAAAGGUUUCUGUCAGUUUUAUGGAUUUAUUGCACUGGAAUGCCAGAGCUAAAAAUUUUGAAGGGGUAGAAAAUAUUUGGAUUGAAAUGAAAAAGAAAAUGAAUGAAGAAGAAGAAAAAGAAGAACCUCUAAAACCCAAUGCAGAGUUUUAUAAUAUUUAUAUUGAUAUGAUUGCAGAGAGGGGUAGGUAUAGUGAAGUGGGUAGCCUUUUCUUGGAGAUGAUUGAGGCUGGUGUUCUUCCUAAUGCUAGGACAUAUACUGUCCUUAUUAAGCACCUUCUGAAAUUGGGUAAGUUGAAUGAGGCAUUUGAGGUGUUUAAGAGAUUACCCACAUUGAGGGUCAAACAUACUGCCAAACAGUACACUUUAUUGGUGGAAGAGUUCGCUAGAAUGAAUGAUGUGGAGUCAAUGAGAUUGCUUGUUCGGGAGAUGCAAAAUGAUGGGGUUUUGCCUAGUAGAGCAUUGAUUUCUGCUGUGAGGAUUUUGAAGGAUGCAGGGUUGGAGGAAGAGGCCGAGGAGAUUGUGAGCUAUCUUUUACCUGAUGCUAAUAUUGAGGCUCUUGGAAUAUCACAAAUGUUUGAUCUUGAUAGUGAUGACAAUGACAAUGGUGAUGUCGAUGGUUAUGGUGAAGAUGACAGUGGAGAUAAUUCAGGGGAACCUAGUCAGAAUUUGAAACCCUGGUUGAAUCCAAAUGCCUUAGCAAGUGCCCUGAGUGAUUGGAAUGAUGCAACAAUUAUUUCUCUUGAGAAGGCGAAUCUUGUGUGGAAUACUAGAUUGGUGUGCAAGGUUUUGAGGGCAUUUAAGAAAAUUGAUGUAGCUUUGGAGUUUUUCCAUUGGGUUGCUUACCAGCCAGGAUUUGCACAUGAUAUAUAUACAAUCUCGAGAAUGGCUGUGAUGUUGGCACGUAAAGGGAAAGCUGAAGCAGUAGAUCGCUUGCUUUUGAAGGCAAGGUCAGAAGAAUUAAAGUUGUCAGUAAGCACAAUGAGAUUGAUAAUUGAGGCUUAUGGUAUAUCAAUGUAUCCAGAUGCAGCAUUGAGAAUUUUCAAAGAGAUUAAAUUAUUUGGUUUGAAACCCAACAGAUUGCUAUAUUCAUCUCUGAUUCAUACUCUUGUGAAAUGUAACCAGGGGUUAAAAGCUAAGGAUAUUCUUGAGGAAAUGAUACUUGCCAAUAUCUGCCCAGAUAUUCAGAUAUUUACCGUUCUAAUGCAGGACUUUGGAAGGGCAGGUGAUUUAAAAACAGUGCAGCUUCUUUUUCAAUGGAUCAACCAGAGUGGUGGUAAGCCAGAUGCUCAUUGCUAUAGGAUUCUUAUCCACGCAUACUGUGAGAAUGAGAGAGCAGCUCUAACAUUCAGGCUUUUUGAAGACAUGAAAAGUACAAAUAUGAGGCUUGAUGCUGAAACCAAAACCCUACUGGUGAAUAGUCUCUGGACGCAGGGUAAGUUGAGAGAGGCAGCAGAUGUAGAGGAUGAAUAUGAGAAAGAGGGACUUAAUUUACCUAAGGCCUUGCCUGGCAGUAUAUGGAAGGCGAGCGGUGGAGAUCUAAUGCUGAUAUAUGAUAUUGUUUCCAGAAGCUUUUUAUAAGUUGAGCUUUGAUUAGAUGCUGAUCUUUGGAAACCGCCAUUCCUUACAUCAGUCUAUGGCUUUCCUUCUGCAUCAUGCAAGAGAGUGCUCCUGAUAUAGCUCGCUACCCUGCACCUCCACUCUCACUAAAGGAAAAAUCCAAAGAGGGAAUACGAUGCUCUUUUUCUCUGGCAAUUAAGUAUGCGGUGAAUUGUAACACCAAAUAAUUUGCCAAAUAUGUUGGGAAUUGAUAUUUAUUUUUUGUGUUAAACUAAAUCAUUGUAUGAGUAGUGGUCAAUAACAUUUUUGUGUACCUAGGACAAUUUGGGGCUUCAGAAACACUCGUCUCUUUCUCUUGCAGAUCAUGAUUUGUAUUGAGCAUAUUAUUAGUAAUUAUUUUGGGUUUUUUAAUUCAUGCUGAAACCUAAUGCUAACUUGGCAAACAAAUGCUAUGCUCCACAUGUCUAGGACUAAGGUCUUUGUAGAAGGCUUAGGGUUACCUGUGGAAUUUGUCAGUCUAGUUCAGGGAAUAUGCGUUAACACCUCAAGUGGGUUCUUUAUGUAUUAUCAAUUUAAGGGGUCUUAGCAUGAAUUCUCAAAAAAAAAAUAUAUGCCACGUCAUGCCAUUUCUGCAACUGAUAAACUCUGUCAGCUGGGUUCCUCCCUUGUUGUGCAGUUUCCUAAUUGUGGGUAUUUUGUGUUAACUUUUUACAAUU